Molecule: messenger RNA, 752 nt
Organism: Rhizophagus irregularis DAOM 181602=DAOM 197198
Lineage: Eukaryota; Fungi; Glomeromycota; Glomeromycetes; Glomerales; Glomeraceae
Source: RefSeq, a predicted model, not a curated record
AAAAUAAUAACAGAAUUAAAAAAAAAAAUGAUUAUUCCUACGGAAGAAAUAAUUCAACAACAACAAAAUUUUGAACAAUUAUGUGAACGUAUCAAAUAUUUAGAUAUACAACAACAAACAAAAGUUAAUAAUAUCAUUAAUAAUAAUCCUAAAUUAUAUUCAACUCAACUUCCUUCAAUUAAUGAAAUGAUAGAUAAUCAAUCAUUAAUAAUACGUAUGGGAGAAUUAGAGGAGAGAAUAAAUUUACAAAAUCAAGAAAUUGAAAAUUUAAGAAAAGAAUUUUCAGAAUUAAAUGAAAAAUUAACUUUAUUAGUUCAAUUAGAAGUAAAUGUUCAACUUGAAUCAAAAUUCAAUUAUAUGAAACAAGAAUUCGAUAAUUAUAAGAAUGAAUUGAAUUCAAGAUUUAAUAAUAAUAAUAAUAAUAUUAAUAAUAUUAAUGAUAAUGAUCUUAAUAAUAAUAAUAAUUAUAAUUAUAAUAAUAGAAUAGCAUUUGAUAAUACUACUCCUCAUUAUAAUAAUUUUGGAAAUAUUCAUAAAGAAUUACAAAAUCUUGCAAAUGAAUUAAAUAAUGAUCGAGAAUCUUUUACAGAAAGAAUGAAUUCUUUAAGAAAUAUGUAUAAUAAUCAAUAUAAUUUUAAUUUUUAAUUAAUACCAGAUACAGUAUUUUAUAAUUAAUUUAUAAUGACUCUUAUUUUAAUAUAAAAUCGUCCUAACUUCCCGAGAUCUGAUCUGAUCUGAUAUCUCAUUUUUUU